CAGGAUCUCAUUGUCCUCUGACGCUCCAGUCAGGCCCAUGGCGCCCCGAACCCUCCUGCUGCUCUCAGGGACCCUGGCCCUGACCCAGACCUGGGAGGGCCCCACCGCGAACCCAGGACACGCGUCCUCCCCGCCCCCAGGCCCCCACAGCCUGACGCACUUCCACACCGCCGUGCACGGACCGGGCAGCGAGGGGUACCGGUACACCGUCGUCGGCUACGUGGACGACUCGGAGAUCUUGGGGUUCGACAGCAACACACCGAGGCCCAGGCUGCAGGCGCGGGUGCCUUGGAUGGAGCAGCCUUGGAAGGAGCAAGAGGAUACACGUUUUUGGGAGGAGCAGACGCGGAUAAUCAAGCUCAACCAACACACCUCCCGGGAGAACCUGAACAGGCUGCGCGCCCGACUACAACCAGAGCGAGGACGGGCCUCACACUUGGCAGGAAACGACCGGCUGCGUCGUGCGCUCGAAACGGGAGCUUCCUGCGACCUGCGCUCCUGGACCGCUGCCGCGGGGGUCAGCUGGAGCAACGUUGUGCGGGUCCCUGACGCGGACGUUCGGAGGGUCUUCCUGGAGGACACGUGCGUGCACCGGCUCCCGCCUGUUCCUGGAGAAGGGGAAGGGAGACCCUGCUCAGAGCAG
Messenger RNA from Phyllostomus hastatus (greater spear-nosed bat), 643 nucleotides. Its product is annotated as HLA class I histocompatibility antigen, alpha chain G-like. The record is from RefSeq and is a predicted model, not a curated record. Gene Ontology annotation, cellular component: external side of plasma membrane. Gene Ontology annotation, biological process: antigen processing and presentation of endogenous peptide antigen via MHC class I via ER pathway, TAP-independent; antigen processing and presentation of endogenous peptide antigen via MHC class Ib; immune response. NCBI's taxonomy places the organism in Eukaryota, Metazoa, Chordata, Mammalia, Chiroptera, Phyllostomidae. The annotation marks the transcript as partial. The transcript has 4 exons. Gene Ontology annotation, molecular function: peptide antigen binding; signaling receptor binding.